Molecule: messenger RNA, 2293 nt
Organism: Cyprinus carpio (common carp)
Lineage: Eukaryota; Metazoa; Chordata; Actinopteri; Cypriniformes; Cyprinidae
Product: nuclear factor 7, ovary-like
Molecular function (GO): protein binding; zinc ion binding
Source: RefSeq, a predicted model, not a curated record
ACUUGAAGCGCAGAUAGUGACUGCAGUAGAUCGCUGGAGCUCGAACAGUGAAAAUGGCGUCAUUGAAUGUAUCAGCAGAAGAGCUUUCUUGUCCUGUUUGCUGUGAGAUCUUCAAGGCUCCUGUUAUUUUAUCAUGUAGUCACAGUUUCUGUAAAGAGUGUCUCCAGCAGUUCUGGACAACCAAGAAAACUCAGGAGUGUCCCGUCUGCAGGAGAGACUCUAAACACGAUCCUCCAGUUAACCUUGCGUUAAAAAACCUGUGCGAGUCGUUCCUGAAGGAGAGAAAUGAGAGUCAUUCAUCAGGAUCUGAGGAGAUCUGCAGUUUACACAGUGAGAAACUCAAACUCUUCUGUCAGGAGGACAAACAGCCGGUGUGUUUAGUGUGUAUAAACUCACAGAAACACGACAAUCACACAUUCAGACCCAUCGGAGAAGCGGUUUCCUCAUAUAAGGAGGAGCUCAAUACAUCACUGAAGUCCUUACAAGAAAAUCUGAAACAUCGUGAAGAAAUGAAAGGAGAGUUAGAGAAAACAGUUGAACACAUCAAGUCUCAAGCUGAGCACACAGAGCGUCAGAUUAAACAGCAGUUUGAGAAGCUUCAUCAGUUUCUCAGAGAUGAAGAAGAAGCUACAGUCACUGCACUGAGAGAGGAAGAGGAGCAGAAGAAGCAGAUGAUGAUGGAGAAGCUGGAGGAGAUGAACAGACACAACUCAGCUCUUUCACACUCAAUCAAAGACAUGGAGGAGAUGAUGAAAGCCAGUGACGUCUGCUUUCUGAAGGAGUUUCCAGUCACGAUGGAAAGAGUCGAGAUCUCAUCACAGCCGGAUCCACAGACUCCUUCUGGAGCUCUGAUUCAUGUGCCGUGUUACUUGGGCAACCUGCCCUUCAGAGUCUGGAAGAAGAUGCAGGACAUCGUCCAGAACACUCCUGUGAUUUUGGAUCCAAACACGGCUCAUCCAGAUCUCAUCGUGUCUGAUGAUCUGACCAGUGUGGAAUACAGCGGGAACAAACAGCCUCUUCCUGAUAAUCCAGAGAGAUUUGACAUCUAUGACUGUGUUCUGGGUUCAGAGGGUUUUAACUCAGGAACACACUGCUGGGAUGUGGAGGUUAAGGAGAGUUCAUGCUGGAGUCUUGGAGUAACUACAGCAUCAAACCGGAGGAAGGGAGAUGAUUUCUAUAACAAUGAUGUCUGGAGUGUGCGAUAUGGACAGUUUGAACAGGAUCUUGAGUGUGUGAGAGUGUAUCUGGACUAUGACAGAGGAACGGUGUCAUUCUCUGAUCCUGUAACUAACACACAUCUACACACAUUCACAACCACCUUCACUCACACACUCUUCCCAUUCUUCUAUUGUGAUUCCUUUCAGUUGUGUUCUUCCUCUCUGAGGAUCCUGCCGUUCACUAAUUAUUAAAUGUUACUACUGUAGGUUUGGAUCAUCCUGCUUUAAUCUUUUACAGUCAUCGUGUUUCCAAUAUUUAAUCUAUAUCACAGUGCUGUUGAUCUGAAUAUCAGUACGGCUUUGAUUGGGCCGUGAUGAUCACAACAGAUCAAUAAAUUUUAUACAUUUAUUAAAUUUGAUAAAAAUAAAUAAAUUUUCAUUUAUAUUCCACUUUAUAUGAUUAGACCAAUCAUUUUAGCAUUCAUGUUUUCUGGCAAAUUGCAAUUUACCCAAUUAUUUAAAUGAAGUGUGUGUGUGUUUGUUGAUUUCUAAACGUUUCACAUCAUGAUUAUAUAUGAUUAUGUACAUAGGCACAUUUUCAAUGUUUGUCCAACAUGAGCCUAAAGGAAUAAUUAUUUCAGAACAAAUUAUGAUAAUCUCUUGAACUGUUUUUUUUUAAAUAAAUGUGUGAUUGUGAUUUCAGCACCAUUUUCAUAAUUAAAUAUUAAAUGUUUGAGUAUGAUAAUACAGUUUUAUGUCACGUGUUAUAUGCAUGUCUGAGCCUGCUAUUCCCUCCACCAGCCACAUGAGGGAUUCCUCUCCCAAAGUUUGACUUCUGUCACAGCUGAUUCUCUUUUGCUGCCAUUACUCAAUGAAUACUGUAUAUAGACGCUCUGGUUCAUUCAUUCUUUGCAAAGUCUUGCCAAAACCUGUAUUGCAAUUAUGAGGAGUUUCCUUUGUAUUUUGGACCUACCCUAUGUUUCGAUUCCUGCCUAUUUAUUCUGUGCUCAGGUCUCUGGUUUGGUGUUCUGGAUUUACUGUUUGGACUAUAUGGUUUGUUUUCGGUUUUGACUUCCCAAUUGUUCUGCAGCAUUGUUUCCGGUUUGCCCAAUUAAAAAGACAUUUUCACUAAUGGA